UCUUUUCCUCCCUCCCCCUCGUCUUCCAGUGUAGUGCGUUGAUUUCAUACCAAAGUCAUACUUAGCAUUCCACGUAUACUGUCAAACCGCUGACUAAAUAUUAGGCUAAACAAAACGGUGGAAUUAGCUACAAAAGAGGCCAAAAUUGAGCAAGUUGCUAAGCGCACAGCAAGCGCCUCGACUGGGAAUUUACAAAAAGCAUUUCUCCACCAGCACACCAACAACCAUUUGGAGCAAAUAUACUCGACUUAGAGUCUUGUUUGGACCUCAGCAUUUUGUUAAGCUCUCCUAUACAUCUUUUGAUAUUGGGGCUCGGGGUCGGGCCCAGGGGGAGCCGCCACCAUUGCGUCCAACGAGUGGAGUGCCAACGGUAGCCCAGAAGAUGGGCUGGACGGGGACAAUGAGGACAAGGCCAUUGACGGGGACGCCGAGGGAGUGUGGAGCCCGGAUAUUGAGCAGAGUUUUCAGGAGGCCCUUGCUAUCUACCCUCCCUGUGGCCGGAGGAAAAUCAUCCUGUCGGACGAGGGCAAGAUGUAUGGUCGCAAUGAAUUGAUAGCGCGGUACAUCAAGCUGAGGACGGGCAAAACUCGCACGAGGAAACAGGUGUCUAGUCACAUACAGGUGUUAGCACGGAAGAAAGUUCGUGAAUACCAGGCGGGUAUCAAGGUUUCUAGCCACUUGCAGGUUCUCGCCCGGAGAAAAUCUCGCGAGAUCCAGUCAAAGCUAAAGGCAAUGAAUUUGGAUCAGGCAUCUAAAGACAAAGCCCUGCAGAACAUGGCAGCACUAUCGUCUGCGCAGAUCGUCUCGCCGAUGAAAAAUCAUCUUCCGCCACUACCCCCUGCUCCCUACCAAACAGGCAGAUUCUGGUCGGCACCGAUGCCGGGACAGCCUGGACCUUCUCAGGAGCUGGUUCUAGAUCUCAACCCGGGAAGGACUCCUGGGCUUGGCCGCACCAGCCAUGCUAUCAAACCUUUUGCACAGCCUCCAUACCCGAGCCUAUCAGGUCCAGUACCACAGUCCAUACCAAGUUAUGAGCCCUUGGCACCGCCUUCCGCACCCUCCGCCACAGCGGUGCCGGUGUGGCAGGACCGGACUAUUGCCUCCUCCAAGUUGCGCAUGUUGGAAUACUCGGCCUUCAUGGAGGUUCAAAGAGACCCAGACACUUACAGCAAACACCUGUUUGUCCACAUAGGACAGACCAACCCCUCCUACAGCGACCCCCUCCUGGAGGCUGUGGACAUCCGGCAGAUCUACGACAAGUUCCCUGAGAAGAAGGGUGGCCUUAAGGAGCUUUACGAGAAAGGCCCCCAGAAUGCUUUUUUCCUCGUUAAAUUUUGGGCCGACCUGAACAGCAGCGGCAUGCAGGAUGGCCCAGGUUCUUUCUACGGCGUCACCAGCCAGUACAGUAGCAUUGAGAAUAUGACCAUCACUGUUUCCACCAAAGUCUGCUCCUUUGGGAAGCAGGUUGUGGAGAAAGUAGAGACAGAGUAUGCCCGCCUGGAGGGGGGAAAGUGUGUUUACAGGAUCCACCGCUCCCCCAUGUGCGAGUACAUGAUCAACUUCAUCCACAAACUGAAACACUUGCCUGAAAAAUACAUGAUGAACAGUGUUCUUGAAAACUUCACCAUCCUCCAGGUGGUGACGAACCGUGACACCCAGGAGACUCUGCUGUGCAUAGCGUUUGUGUUCGAGGUGUCCACGAGUGAGCACGGCGCUCAGUACCACGUCUACAGACUUGUGAAGGACUAACACUCGCAGGACGUCUUGUGACGAGCCAGACAAAACAGUGAAACACAAUCUAUCCCUCUUCAGCCAGCUCGACUAAGCCAGGAAAGCCUGGAAUGACAUUCAAACGACGCUAGAGUAAACCAACAAGGGGACGUUUUUGGCUUCAAAACACACACACACAAGGAAUAAAACACAUUUAUCAGACCAGUAGCUUGUGUCUAAACACGCUUUUUAGAUGAAGUGGAGGUAUGUGAUAGAGAUUGAAAUGAUUCUUGAGGGAGUGAGGAGGUGCUUAAGCGAAUGAGAAGACUCUUCUGACAGGAUUACUCGGAGCAAUAAGUGCAAGAACUGGACCAUGGAGGAGCCAAGUGGUGUUUGCAGUAGGUUUUGUUAGGAAAGACAAAGUGCCUUUUUCCUCCAAAGAUGAUAUCAUUGCCUGCCACUUUUGAUUGCCUUUUGUACUACCUCUUGUAUUUUUUUAAACGAGCAGAUCCUCAUCAGACAAUUGGACAUACAAACCCCUCAGAUGUUAGUUUUUAACACUCUUUCCUCCCCAGUUAUCCUACUUGUUAUACAGUGAGAAGACUUUGCAUUUUAGCCUUUAUUUUGGUACUGCCUGUCUGUUUUAAUACACAAAAUCAGGUCUUACAAAUGUUUCUUCUGCCUGCUUGCCUUACGUAAAGCCAGCGCUUUGCCUCCCUCCCUUUAUAACCCCUGUUACAAUAGCACCAUUUCCACCGACAUUUUCAGGAACAUUUAUUAGUCUAGGUAGUUAUUUACGUGGGUAAAUUCAUGGUAAUCUGUGUGCUUCCUCAAAAUUCCUGGAAAAUGUAUUCAAAUCAGGUCCUUCAGAAGUGCCUGGGAUUCUGAAAAGACCCACCUCACUUUUAGGUGCUUUUCCAGGGAAAGUCUGGGAUUGUGGGGAUUUUUUUUUUUUUUACCCAAAUAAAUUUGGUGGAAAAAUCCCAGGUUCCUUUCAGUGGAAAAGGAGCUAUUGGUUUAUUGGAAGAUGUGUACUUGGGCUAUAGGGGAGGGGGACAGCAGUGUUCAUGACUUUCUGCCUUGACAAAUGUAGCCUAAGUGAAAAAUACAUUGUGUUUGUACUGUGAGUCAAGUGGAUCCUAAAGGAUUGUGUGUUACAUAGGAGUAUUUUUAUUUUUAGGGUACCGUGGAGCGGGGAGGGGGGGUUAUUUGUGAUCUCAGCACAGAGAGGAAAUAUGAAAGAAUUUAAUCACUGUUUCUUUUGUUUAAAAAAGAAAUUGCAUGCUGUGAAGUCAUUCGCUUUACUCUUCACUCAAUGCCCAUAAAAGCUUAAAUGUUGAUAUUUAAGAUUUUGACAUCCAACUCAAACUGUUGUCUCUGUGCUGUGGAACAUGACAAUUGAUUGUUAUUUAUAGGGUUGGAAAGCAGAUACUUACGAGGGCGAGAGGGGUUUGACUUGAAGCAUAUUGAUCAUUUUUCAUUCGGAUGGAAAUGAUGAGUCGGUAAGUAUGGCAGGACUUCUGUUGGAUCCUGCGAGACAAGCGAAAAAGCGUCUCAGUUGGACUGUUUUUUGCCAUAAAAUCUGACAUUGAUGGAGCGCCUGCCUGCCUUUGAGUGUCGCAACCUAGACAAAAAAGAAAAAAACGCUCCUUGCUCAGUGUAUCUUUUAUACAGUUUUAUUGCCAUUACCAUUUGUGAUUUGAUUCUGUCGUCUUGACUUUCAGUGUUUGCGCUUCACUGAAAUUAAUGUGUGAUUGUGCUGAUAUUGAUAAUUAAUAUGAGAUAUCUAAUGUAUCAUAUUCUGAAUGGUGUGGGAAGGUGUUUGUUUGUUGUUGUUUUUGUUUUUGGUUGAAGGUGGUUUACUAUUGUCUUUGCUACAAUUGUAAAUUGCAAUUUUAUACUUCCAAAUAGAGGUUGGACUAUGUAAUCAAACCAAUGUAUCUAACAAUAAAAGACACAUGGUGCCUUUGGGGGCCAU
This is a messenger RNA of Dunckerocampus dactyliophorus (ringed pipefish), 3688 nucleotides long. RefSeq names its product TEA domain family member 3 b (gene tead3b). NCBI's taxonomy places the organism in Eukaryota, Metazoa, Chordata, Actinopteri, Syngnathiformes, Syngnathidae. Gene Ontology annotation, molecular function: RNA polymerase II cis-regulatory region sequence-specific DNA binding; DNA-binding transcription factor activity, RNA polymerase II-specific. The transcript has 16 exons. Gene Ontology annotation, biological process: embryonic organ development; hippo signaling; regulation of transcription by RNA polymerase II. Bases 532 to 1749 code for a protein of 405 amino acids. The record is from RefSeq and is a predicted model, not a curated record. Gene Ontology annotation, cellular component: transcription regulator complex.